UCCUCAGGCUGAGGUCUCCUGACUCUGGAAACAGCUCUAGCUUUGUCUUUUCCACCAUGAGCCUCAGACCCAGUGCCACCUCCUUUGGUACCAGUGCUGGUCCAGUUCGUGUCCUGCAGGUGUUGCUGCUGCUGUCACUGCUCCUGACUCUGCUGGUUCCCUCUACCAUUGGACAAUCCAAAAGUACAGAACAGUAUGUUGAACUGCGCUGCCUGUGUGUGAAGACAAUCUCUGGAAUUCAUCCAAGUAACAUCCAAAAUUUGGAAGUGAUCAGACCAGGAGCCCACUGUGCCAAAGUCCAAGUGAUAGCUACUUUGAAGGAUGGGAGGAAAAUCUGCCUGGACCCACAAGCUCCCAGAGUCAAGAAAAUGAUCCAGAAACUGUUGGAAGGUGACGAAUCAGCUGCUUAAUCUGUUUACUUUCUGCCAACCCUUCUUUAUCUCCCAGGAAGGGUAGGAUUUUGAAGCCUUGACUUUCUAGAGUUGUUAUUUAUUCAGGAUACUCGUUUUUAUUACAUGAAAAUUCAGAUACAUUUUCUAUUCUGUCUGUCAAACCCUACUUUAUGCUGAGAAGUCUGCUUAAAAGAUGACAGAAAGAAGAUGAAGAUGAAAAUAAGCGAGGCUAACAAAUAAUUUAAGCUUUACUCCCCAGUUUCUGGUUAAACAUUGUACUUGCUUUGCAUUUCUUUAUUUGAAAAUUUCUUUCCAAACACAUUUGUGUAAUUUUCUUUCUCUACUUUAUUGUUAGGUUAGACAUGUCUAUGAUGAUCAACAGAUUUUACAAUAGCCAAUUAUACUAGGGAUCGUGCAGAGCCAAACAUGGAAUACUUGCUCAAUAAAUGCUUUUUAAGUAUAUUUAGGUA
Sciurus carolinensis (gray squirrel) is the source of this 862-nucleotide messenger RNA. It is a transcript of the gene Ppbp, whose product is annotated as pro-platelet basic protein. Gene Ontology annotation, cellular component: extracellular region. The transcript has 3 exons. Gene Ontology annotation, biological process: chemokine-mediated signaling pathway; inflammatory response; neutrophil chemotaxis. Bases 57 to 410 code for a protein of 117 amino acids. Gene Ontology annotation, molecular function: chemokine activity; CXCR chemokine receptor binding. The record is from RefSeq and is a predicted model, not a curated record. NCBI's taxonomy places the organism in Eukaryota, Metazoa, Chordata, Mammalia, Rodentia, Sciuridae.